GUAACCAUAUUAAACUUAAUGGCGGCGCGUUUAACAAGCUAGAUAUUCAUAUUCUUUUCUUUUAAACUGAACUUCGGCUCAAUGGAGGCAAAUCAAAGAAAGUCAAAACUUAUGCGCGAUGUUUCAACUGCUCGUAUGGGUUUAGAAACAGCUUUGAACACAAUUAUUCUAAAGGCAGAGGAAGAAGAUGAGAAAGCUUUGGCCGCUGAUCAAGCAUCUAAUGAAUCCGAUGGUCAGGGAAAGCGUUUCAAGUCUAAAAAGUCUCGAAAGUCAAAGAAAUACGACGAAUAUGAAGAUCAACCAUUUGUUAUGAGAAUGUUUGAAAGGACUGUUGAUUUGACCCACUUCGAUGGAAAUUCUCCUCUAUAUGCCAUCGCUCGAGCUUGGAUUCUCAAUCAAUCGGUUCCAACAGAAGAAAUAAAGACGGAGACAAAAUCAGAAAAUCUUAAAAAUUUACAAUUACCGACUGUGACAAUUCCUAUUGAGGAUGGUGAAAAAAACUAUCGAGUUCCGGAACCAAUAGAACAUCCAGAAACAAAUUUCAUAGAAGAGAUAAACAGAGAUCCUGAUGAUCAACCCGGAUCCGAAGCUCUCCUCUUGGAUCAUAUGCAACAUUGGAAGAAAGUUAAAGAAAGUUGGCGAGAACACAGUCGACUUCUACAUAAGAAACACGGUAAAGAGUGCUAUCAAGUUCUUCGUAAAAUGUUCGACUCUGUGAACAGAACGCAGGAAACGGAAAAAGAGCAAACGAGCAUUCCAACUCUCGUUUAA
This is a messenger RNA of Dimorphilus gyrociliatus, 771 nucleotides long. Lineage: Eukaryota; Metazoa; Annelida; Polychaeta; Dinophilidae. The record is from the annotation of a GenBank genome assembly.